ACUGAUAAUUCGCCACUUUGAAUUAAAUAUCUCUUCUUGUUGUUAUCAGUUUAUUACACAACAAAUGCGUACCAAUUGAAGGUUUCGAUAACAAAUCCUUUUAAAAAUAAAGAUGUUUCGAAACUAGUAGUAAAUAAAUUAAUUUUUUUUUAUUUUGUGAAAGAUAGUACAAUGUCCGUGAAUAACAUUGAAUCUCUUUGUUCUCAAAGAGUUGGAUACAAUAAAAAGAUUAUUAAAACUGAUACGAGUAGUUUAGUACCAGAAGGAGAAAACUAUGGGGGAGAAAUGGUAAAAUUGAAUCUGGUGGUCCAGGACGAAAACAGCAAUCAGAGCGAAGAAAUACAUGUAGUGGUGAAAAAAAUUCCUCCCUCGGAAAUAUAUCAGGAAAUAUUUAAUAUCCAACAUACUUUUAGAGCUGAGAUUAAUUUCUACGAGAAACUUGUACCGCUGUUUCAAAAUUUCCAGAGAGAAAAUAAUGUACAGGAUGUUUUGGAUUGUUUUGCAAAAUUUUAUGGCAGCAGAUUGAAUUUGAAUGGAUCAGAAGAAGUUGAUUUGGAUGCUGCUAUAGUUUUUGAAAAUUUGAGUAUUGCAGGUUUCAGAAAUAUUGACAGACUUACUGGCUUUAAUUUUGAAGAGACCCAACUACUGUUAAAAUAUUUGGCCCAGCUUCAUGCUGUACCAUUAGCAAUUAAGAUCAGAAAUCCUGAAUUGUUUAAGCAAGAAAUAAGACCACAUUUAAAUAACGGUCUUCAUGGGAGUGGUGGUUUUGAAAUGGCUCUUCCUAUAAUCGAGGCAAUACUUAAUGAGUCUCAAAAAUGUGCACCUCUAGUACCAAAGGUAAGUAAUUCAUACUAAAUUUUACAACUCAAA
This is a messenger RNA of Diabrotica virgifera virgifera (western corn rootworm), 870 nucleotides long. RefSeq lists its product as uncharacterized. The coding region runs from base 172 to 855 and encodes 227 amino acids. The record is from RefSeq and is a predicted model, not a curated record. NCBI's taxonomy places the organism in Eukaryota, Metazoa, Arthropoda, Insecta, Coleoptera, Chrysomelidae. The transcript has 2 exons.